UUGCGUGCUUAACACGGCACAGCUGCUGGAGUUGAAGAAACCAAAAAUUUUGCUCCUUGUGUUCCGUUGAACCAUAAAAUAAAGGCUAUUGGAACCUCCGUCUUCUGUGGAAGACCUCCUUCCUCUCCUCGACUUUCUGUAAGAAUACUGAAAUAACAGCCGAAAAUGCAAAGAGCUUCGUAAGGAGAGACACACUCAGAAAGAUUGAAGAAAAGAUUCAAAAUUUGUGGAAAGAACAUGAUGUUUAUAGGGCCAAAUCUCGUGAAAAGCCUCCUGAGCCAGGGGAGAAGUUCUUUGGGAACUCUCCGUUUCCUUACAUGAAUGGUUUUUUGCAUCUUGGACAUGCAUUCUCACUCUCAAAGCUAGAGUUUUCUGCACGUUAUCAUAGAUUAAGAGGUGCCAAUGUCCUUUUGCCCUUUGGUUUCCAGGAAACUGGAAUGCCCAUUAAAGCCUCAGCCGACAAAAUCGCACAAGAGAUCCAACAGUUUGGACAUCCACCAGUCUUUCCUAGCAACAAAGAGGAGCAAGGGAACCAUCAGGAAGCUGAAGAUGCAAAUUCAGGUGCACCUACAGAUAAUAAGUUCAAGGGAAAGAAGUCCAAGGCUACAUCAAAGUCAAGCGGACAAGCAUACCAGUAGGAAAUCAUGCGCAGUCUCGGCCUCUCUGACAGUGAGAUAACCAAAUUCUGCGAAGCAUCUGAGGGGUUGAACUUCUUCCCUCCAAUGGCAAUGGAAGACCUCAAGGAUUUUGGCUUGGGAUGUGACUGGAGCCGAUCCUUUAUUACUACAGACAGGAACCCAUAUUUUGAUAAGUUUGUGGGGUGGCAGAUGAGGAAAUUGAAAGACAUGGAUAAGGUUGUGAAAGCGAAACGUUAUGCGAUCUAAUCCUCCAGAGUGUCAAUAAGUAUUUGAAAGACUGGAUUGAUAUAAUGAGGAAGAAGCUUGAAAAGUACAAGUCAAAUUUAGAUAAAGUUGAUAAGAAUGGUGCUCCAGUUACAUCUUUGGUACAAGGCAAGAAGCUAAUAGGCCUGAUAUAUGUGACGGAGCAAUUUGAUGAGUGGAAAACAGAGUGCUUGAGGAUACUCCAGAAUAACUUCAAUAUAGAGACUCGUACUUUUGCUCCGGACAGGGUGAUAUUGGAGGCAUUGCAGAGUAGUUCUCUAGGACAGGCCAAGGGUUUAAGACAAAUCCAGAAUCUUUGCAUGCCUUUCGUGAAGUUGAAGAAGAAGGAUGCAGUUCAACUUGGAGCUCAGGCCUUAGAUUUGAAGUUACCAUUUGGAGAGGUUCAGGUACUUGAAGAGAACAUAGACUUGAUUAAGAAACAACUCGUGCUUGAAGGGGUACAAGUUUUGUCUGCUACCAAUCCUGAUGAUCGUGCAAAAGUUGGUCCUCAUGUUAAACAGAUAGAGCAGAAUCCUCCAUUCCCUGGAAGCCCAACUACGAUCUUCUUGACCCGAUAAUUGUAAUCCUUUUGGCACAUAUCUGGAACUUUUAUCAGAUUAUUUUACUUACUUAGCAUCUUAAGUUAAUUGGAUCUUAUUUGAAGAAUUCGUCAUUCAGUUUUCUUACUCU
Messenger RNA from Prunus persica (peach), 1571 nucleotides. RefSeq names its product leucine--tRNA ligase, cytoplasmic-like. The coding region runs from base 929 to 1459 and encodes 176 amino acids. NCBI's taxonomy places the organism in Eukaryota, Viridiplantae, Streptophyta, Magnoliopsida, Rosales, Rosaceae. The transcript is spliced from 2 exons. Gene Ontology annotation, molecular function: ATP binding; leucine-tRNA ligase activity. The record is from RefSeq and is a predicted model, not a curated record. Gene Ontology annotation, biological process: leucyl-tRNA aminoacylation.